GAACCCCCAGAGCCCGGAGCUCAGGAGGUAUUGUCCGUCACCCUGAGGCUUUGUAACGUCGUCGCCUGCUCACCUGGCCGCGGGCGCGUUCUGGCCGUCGCAGCCCGGAGCGGGGUGCCAGCCGCCGCCGCCGCCAUGGUGUCCCCGGUCACUGUGGUGAAGAGUGAGGGACCCAAAUUGGUGCCCUUCUUCAAGGCCACCUGCGUGUAUUUUGUGCUCUGGCUGCCCUCGUCCAGCCCAUCGUGGGUCAGUGCCCUCAUCAAGUGCCUGCCUGUCUUCUGCCUCUGGCUCUUCCUUCUGGCCCAUGGCCUAGGAUUCCUGCUGGCCCACCCCAGUGCCACCCGCAUCUUUGUGGGGCUUGUCUUCUCUGCUGUAGGUGAUGCCUUCCUCAUCUGGCAGGAUCAAGGAUACUUUGUGCAUGGUCUGCUGAUGUUUGCUGUGGCCCACAUGUUCUACGCCUCAGCCUUUGGCAUGCAGCCAUUGGAUCUUCGGACAGGUCUGGUGAUGGCAGUGGCAUCGUGCCUGUGCUAUGCCCUCCUCUACCCAGGCCUUUCAGGUGCCUUCACUUACCUGGUGGGUGUCUAUGUGGCCCUUAUCGGCUUCAUGGGCUGGCGAGCUAUGGCAGGGCUGCGGCUGGAUGGGGCAGCCUGGCGUUGGACUGAGCUGGCGGCUGGCAGUGGUGCAGUGCUCUUUAUCAUCUCAGACCUGACCAUUGCCCUCAACAAAUUCUGCUUUCCCGUGCCCUACUCACGGGCUCUCAUCAUGUCCACUUACUAUGCUGCCCAGAUGCUCAUCGCCCUGUCAGCUGUCGAGAGCCGGGAUCCCGUGGAAGACUAUAGACUGAGCAAGGCCAACUGAGGUGCCAAGGUCUGGUCACCCCUCUUUCCUCCUGGGGCUGGGGUCCAGACCCUGGGAACCUGUAGGAGCUGGAUCAGGAUGGCUGCAGUGCCAGCCUGGGGCACAGGUACCUCGUGGGGGAAUUUACAAGUUUGAGGGGGUAAGAAGGAAAAGGAUCUCCUUAGCAAAGCUAGCAGUCCAGGACAAUGCUGUGAGCUAAAAGAGCCAGCCUAAUCCCUUGCUGGAGUAGGCAUUUCCCCACUUCUACCCCAUAAGGACUGUGAAAGCCCCCUUGGAGGGUGAUGGUGCUCAGCUUCUUGACAUCCCCCCUUCCCUUAUUAGGUGGAAGAAUCUGACUCUAUCUCAUAUGUCUAGGACCAAUGGCAGUGCUGGACUCACCCACUCCCACUGCUGAUCUAUACAGAGUUUACAGAAGAGAGAGGAGAAAUCUAUACUGAUACGGCCCAGCCUUGGGGUUUGAAGUCCUCACAGGCCCCUGGUUGGGAAGAUUGGACUAGAGUCAAAGUCACCGUUUCCUUCUUCUGUCCUUGUUACUUGAACAAUCUUAAUCUUUAAGUGGUGGGUGGGAAGGUGAAGGGGUAUCUGUCCAGGCUAGGCAGAAAAGGAAACUUCUUUGGUCGGGGAGCUAGGGGUACCAAAGGAUUCAAGUUGGCCCCAUCUCUCAUAGGCCAGUCCAAAACUCAGGCCUCAUACUACUACCCUGAGACCCUGUCCCCAGGGCUAGGGUGAAUCAUGCCAAAGGAAGGGGCCAGCCUGUGUGUGUCUGUGUGUCUCUUGCGUGUUAGUGUGUGUAUAGUCUGUCUCCCAGCCUGCCUAUGUCUUUCUCUGCUGUAUGUCUUUGUCCUGCUGUCAAAGUCUCAAAGGGAGAGGGCCUUAGGGAGCUGCUGAGGGGGUGCUGAGUCUGGCUCAGAGAGCUGGAACCCCUCCCCCUAACAUACAUACUCCCAAUGCUUUCCUCCCUGCCCCUCCUGCAAGGAGCAAGAAGAAGGGGCUGUAAGGACACUCUGGGGUCAUAAGACCCAAGGCACAUUCAAUGCAAAGGGAGCAAGGGUGGGAAAACUCCAUUCUAUACUGCUCCUGUGAAAAAAAUAAAAAUAAAAACCGAGGGCC
Nycticebus coucang (slow loris) is the source of this 1968-nucleotide messenger RNA. RefSeq names its product transmembrane protein 86A (gene TMEM86A). The record is from RefSeq and is a predicted model, not a curated record. Lineage: Eukaryota; Metazoa; Chordata; Mammalia; Primates; Lorisidae. The coding region runs from base 136 to 858 and encodes 240 amino acids. The transcript is spliced from 3 exons. Gene Ontology annotation, cellular component: membrane.